Messenger RNA from Zophobas morio, 1755 nucleotides. Its product is annotated as UDP-glycosyltransferase UGT5-like. The record is from RefSeq and is a predicted model, not a curated record. Lineage: Eukaryota; Metazoa; Arthropoda; Insecta; Coleoptera; Tenebrionidae. The transcript is spliced from 3 exons. Gene Ontology annotation, molecular function: UDP-glycosyltransferase activity. The coding region runs from base 154 to 1719 and encodes 521 amino acids.
AUGUGGUGGUACUCGUCUUUCCACUAUGAUUAAACUACAGCAAACAUUUGCUUCACGCGAUAAAAAUUCGGUAAAUCAGACACUUAACUGUUCGAUAAAAAAUUGUUAUCAUUGGCAGGUUGGCUUUCGUUGAAUUCGAUUUACAACAAUAAAAUGAAGACCAUAGUAACAGUAGUACUACUUUUGUUAACAAGCCAAUGUGGAAGUUGUGCAAAAAUUUUGGGAGUUUUUACAGCACCAGGACGCAGCCACUACAUCCUUGGUAGUACUUUAAUGAAAGCCUUAGCUGAGAAAGGACACGAUGUCACCGUCAUCAGUUCUUUCGGUGAGAAGGAACCACCAAAAACCAAAGGUACUUACAGAGACAUAGUGGUCACGGAGCUUCUAGAAAACAUGAAAGAAAUGCUCAAAGGGCAAAAAAUGAAUAUGUUCGACCAGGACGACAUGAGUCCGUUCAUUGCAACCGCUUUCAUGGCGUACAUGAUGCCUAAAAUGAUGGAACCAGCGUUACGGGACAAGAGUGUCCAAAAUUUGAUUCACUCGAACGAAAAAUUCGAUGUUGUGAUUGUAGAACAAUUUAUGAAUGAUGCAGAAAAAGCAUUAGCGACUCAUUUUGGAGCACCUUUGAUAGUUGUGAGUUCCAUGGGGGCAAAUUAUUGGGUAAACUCGAUAGUCGGGAAUCCUGCUCCUGUGUCGUAUAUUCCGAUGAUGUCGACGGACUAUUCAAUCCCCUUGACGUUUUGUCAGCGAGUUCAAAACAGCCUUUUGUUUCUAAUUACGGAAGUACUUUUCAAAUUGUAUGUGUACCCGGCCGAAAACCAGAAGAUUAAAAAGUACAUCCCGAACGGACCUGAUAUUUCCGACGUACUUUACAAUGCUUCAAUUAUUUUGAUGAACUCUCACCCGAGUAUAAACCAACCCGUCCCGUACGUACCCAACAUGAUAGACGUAGGAGGGUUUCACGUCAAACCCCCAAAGAAACUCCCUCAAGACUUGCAGGAAUUUUUAGACAACGCGAAAGACGGUGCCAUCUAUUUCAGCAUGGGGUCUAAUUUGAAAAGUGCUGAGUUGCCACCGGAGAAAAGGGACGCAAUUCUGAGAGCGUUCUCGAAAUUGAAAGAAAAAGUUUUGUGGAAAUGGGAGGAGGACGUUCUGCCUGGGCAACCGCAGAAUAUCAAGUUGUCUAAAUGGCUGCCACAACAAAGCAUCCUGGCACAUCCAAAUGUCAAGCUUUUUAUCACCCAUGGAGGGCUAUUAAGUACCACCGAGACUGUCUACCAUGGGGUGCCUAUUUUAGCUAUUCCCAUAUUUGGGGAUCAAAAACAAAACGCGAAAGCUGCUGUUGACAAUGGCUUUGGUCGUAUGAUACCGUACAGUGAAAUUACCGAAGACAGGUUUACGCAAAAUAUUCAAGAAAUUUUGAAUAAUCCUAAAUAUAGAAGUAGUGCGAAAAAGAGGUCUGAAGCUUUCCACGACAGGCAGGUGAGUCCAAUGGAGACAGCGAUAUACUGGGUCGAGUAUGUGAUUCGUCAUAAAGGAGCACCACACCUGAGAGUUGCAGCUCUUGAUCUACCGUGGUACAAAUAUCACUUGUUGGAUGUGAUUAGUUUUCUAGUUUUAGUUAUUUCGGUUACUGCAUGUAUUUCCUACUAUUCAAUCAGAGCGGUUUGUAGAAAAGUUUGCAACAAACGGAAAAGUAAAAAGUUAAAACAAAACUAAUGUAACAGAAUAAUACAAAUUGUAAUCAAAUAAGUA